Molecule: messenger RNA, 2558 nt
Organism: Selaginella moellendorffii
Lineage: Eukaryota; Viridiplantae; Streptophyta; Lycopodiopsida; Selaginellales; Selaginellaceae
Product: ferric reduction oxidase 2
Exons: 9
Coding region: 334-2373 (679 amino acids)
Cellular component (GO): plasma membrane
Molecular function (GO): oxidoreductase activity
Source: RefSeq, a predicted model, not a curated record
GUAAGGCACGGUGUUUUUGUUGUUGGUGCAUGGGCCCGGGUCCGGAGAUGGUUUUUUCGAUUCGGCUGGCUAACGUUGACGGACGCAAUGUUUGCUCAUUCUUUUCAAUCAUAUCGAUGGUACCGAUGGUGGUGGUGGUCCUUAUAUGGUACACACUAAAAUCGCCAAUCAAAACCAUGGAAAGCAGCGCACGGUUAUGAUCUCUGGUUUUGUUUAUAUACUUGGAUCCGUGUGCAAUGUUUUCUACAGUGGCAUGAUGCUCGUCGCUAGGCAACACACUCGCGCCUGUACUUUUUGAAGGGAUUCAUCCGUUCCUCCCAAUUCAUCGGUGGCAUGGCUGCUCUCUCGAGGGUCGUGUGGCGGCUGCUGAUGCUGCUGCUGUUCGGAGGAUGGAUUUUGAUGUGGGUGAUGCGACCAACCUCCGCCUACUCCAAGUUCUGGCAGUCGUUCACGAAGGAUACCACAACGAAAGCUUAUGGAGUCGCAGGGUCCUUCACACUUUUUUAUUCGGCUCCCGUCGUCAUCUUGGCUGUGGUUGGUGCGAUUUAUCUUCAGCUUUCCAAAGACGACAGCACUAGGAGGAGGGAUGGAGUGCGAGUAAAUCCAUUUUCUUUCCCUGCUGUAGUUCGAGGACCACUUGCAGUUGCCUCUGCGGCGGAGCUUACAUGCCUCGUUCUCUUCGUGGCUCUUCUCGUGUGGACACUAUCGGAGUACUUGAGCACAAAGUUUGCUAAAAUCACUCCUGCUUAUCUGCACAAGCACCAGUUAAAACUAUGGGAAAGAAAAUUGGAGAUGGUUGGAACGAAUUUGGGACUCGUCGGCAUUGUCUGCCUUGCAUUCUUGUUCUUUCCAGUUGCUCGAGGCUCGGUGUUUCUUCGUUUGUUGAAUGUACCCUUUGAGCACGCGAUUAAGUAUCACAUAUGGAUUGGACACAUUAUGAUGGUGAUUUGGACAGUUCACGGACUGGUUUUUGUGAUCUUCUGGGCUGUCACUGGCAAGAUGACAGAGCUUGUUCAGUGGAAGAAAACAGAAAUAAGCGGCCUUUCUGGAUUGUUUGUCUACAUUAUCGGCGUGAUUAUGUGGAUGACAUCUCUUGGCCCAGUUCGAAAGAAGAAAUUUGAGCUUUUCUACUACACACAUCAGCUCUAUAUUGUAUUCAUUUUGACCUUUGCAUUACACGUUGGAGACAGGUUAUUCUGUGCGGUUGUGGGUGGCAUCUUGCUGUUUCUGCUGAAUCGGUUUCUGAGGUUCAUACAGUCACGCAGAAUCGUAGACGUCUUAUCAGCUCGAAUGAUGUCUUCGGAAACGAUGGAACUCACUAUUGCAAAGCAUCCGAGUCUCGCAUAUAAUCCGGCAAGUUUCAUUAUGGUGAACUUCCCUGUCGUGUCUCCACUGCAAUGGCAUCCCUUUACCAUCGUAUCUUCGUCCAAAGUAGACACGGAGCAUCUUUCGCUUUUGAUAAAGUGUUACGGAGGCUGGACGCUGACACUCAAGGAGUACUUAAAGAACGCCGACACAUCGCAUAUAGUAGAGGCUGCUGUUGAAGGGCCAUACGGCCACGACAUGAGCUACGUCGCUCGCUACGACGUUCUGAUUUUUGUCGCCGGGGGCAGUGGAAUUUCACCAUUUAUUUCCAUUAUAAAGGAGCUCCUCUAUGAUAUUGAAAACCAGAAAGUUUUGGCACCUGAGGAGAUCAUUCUUCUCUGGGCCGUGAAAAAGUCCGACGACCUCUCUGUCCUACAGCUCAUAACACCGGACUUUGCUAGCCGGUUCAAGAUCGACGUCCAAGUUUAUGUCACCCGAGAGGAUGGCCCCGAGUUGGAGAAGCCUCAGACGACAGCAAGCACCAUCAUUUUCAGCACCCGAAAGUCUCAACCGAGGAGCAUAUCUGGGUCCGAGGGGAUCCAAAAUGGGAUUCUCCACGCAGCGCUGGUGUUGGCAUCUUCGGCAGGCUUCCUGUUCGUCAUUGGCAUCCUCGAGAGAUUCGUCGUGUAUCCGGUCGACCACAACACCUCGGACUUGUUUUCUCGCUCGCUGGGUGGUCUUUUUGGAUACAUAGCAACCGUGAUUGGCGUCGUUGUCUUUGGUGGAGGAACUCUGGCCCUUUGGAAUCGGCUGGCAAGAAGGGACAAAGGCGUGAACAAGAAGCCCGAGAGGAUGCUUUCAACAAUAUCUAGCCAACCGACUCAUCCUUCGCAGGUCCACUAUGGGAGUCGUCCACAUCUUCCAGAUGUGUUCCAUGCGUAUGCGAAGCGACUGCAGGGAUCCAAAGUUGGAGUUUUUGCGUGUGGACCUGUAGAGAUGCAACGCACGGUGGCUACGCAGUGCCAGGCACCGAGAUUUAGUUAUCAUCCAUUAAACUACGACCUGUAAUACAGGUACCAUAUUUUUUACACUUGGGAAUCUUUGAGACCCGUUUUGCAGUGUCUCAAAGUUACAGAAAACGGUCUAUAGAGCCUUGCCUUUAUCCAGGCUGAUAGUGGAAGCGUUAAGUAUGAUAAUUCUAUUCCUUUUUCUAGUUUUUUUUGUUUUAAACGACUUGUAUUGUUCUAGCGAAA